AUGAGUCAUAGAGUACAACUUCUUUUGGGAGCAUACCAUAUGACAUUUCCUUUGAAAAGUGUUGACAAAACGAUUGAGAUGAAAUCUGUUCCAUACGUAUGUUAUGGUAAUUGUUUGUACAUUGAGUCUAAAAUAGCUAAUGUCACAGGCAUUUCAGGAGUUAAUAGUAAAGGUUCAGUAGAAUAUAAAUCCUUCUGUUAUGCAGUCAAUUCAAUGUUCAUUCCAAACGUUCCUGUCAUAGCAACUCAUUUAGGUAAAUGGGUUCGCAUUAGUCCUCAUAAUUUGAAAGACAUGCAAUUCAGACUAGUUGACUUUCAGGGCGAGCCUGUAGAACUGAAGGCACCAGUGCGAAUGACUGUUGAAGUUGACUUUUUAGAAAAUAUUAAAUGCAACAGCUUACAAGAGAACUCAGAGCUAAAAAUAUAA
Trichomonas vaginalis G3 is the source of this 426-nucleotide messenger RNA. RefSeq lists its product as uncharacterized. The record is from RefSeq and is a predicted model, not a curated record. Lineage: Eukaryota; Parabasalia; Trichomonadida; Trichomonadidae. Bases 1 to 426 code for a protein of 141 amino acids. The transcript has a single exon.